Molecule: messenger RNA, 2435 nt
Organism: Austrofundulus limnaeus
Lineage: Eukaryota; Metazoa; Chordata; Actinopteri; Cyprinodontiformes; Rivulidae
Gene: heca
Product: hdc homolog, cell cycle regulator
Exons: 5
Coding region: 476-2134 (552 amino acids)
Source: RefSeq, a predicted model, not a curated record
UAUUUUUUUGUCUUGACUCACAUUUUUAGUCAUUCUAGUUAUUUUUUUUUCUUGUUUUUAAGUUUUAUUUUUUUGUCUUAACUCACAUUUUUAGUCAUUCUAGUUAUUCCAUACUUAUUACCGGACCUUGAACGCAGCACGUCGUUGACGCUGCCCGCUGGAGGCGGAGCCUUGUGACGUCAGGGGGUGGAAGAAAACAGCAGAACAGGAAUCAAAACAAGAGACGGACACGCCUUCAUUCUUAAAGGUUAAAGCAGAAAAUUCUUUAAAGCUGCUGCAGAAAAAGAAGGAAAGCCCCUGAAGCGUUUCAUCCGAGAGGAAACCAAAACUAAAAAUAAAGAKAGGGAAAGAAACGCGGCCGCGGCAGGGACAAGUCCACUGCAGAAAUGGAGUCCAGAGAAAAGCCUGACAGCGCUCACAGGAGCCGCUGAUAAAGGUCGAAACCACCGCCGAACUGACGUCCGAACCGCGCAAAAUGCCCAACCAGAAGAGCAGCAAGGGGAAGAAGAGCAAACGCACCAACAGCAGCGGGGACGAGCAGGAGAAUGGAGCGGGUGCAGCCGCCGCCGCAGCGGGAGGCGCGGCCGCGGCCGCGGCUGCUGCCGCCGCUGCACCCAGGACCGAGCGCUGCCCCUCCGGCGAGGUCCAGUGCGCCUCCCCGCUGGGCUGCAGCCUGAGCCGGCCCGUGGACCUGGACAAGGAGGACCACCAGCGGGUGCUCUGCAACAACGAGCUGUGCCCGCACGGCAACUGGAUGCACCUGCAGUGCUUCUACGAGUGGGAGAGCUCCAUCCUGGUCCAGUUCAACUGCAUCGGCCGCGCCCGCUCCUGGAACGAGAAGCAGUGCCGGCAGAACAUGUGGACCAAGAAGGGCUACGACCUGGCCUUCAGGUUCUGCUCCUGCCGCUGUGGCCAGGGGCACCUGAAGAAGGACACCGACUGGUACCWGGUGAAGAGGAUGCAGGACGAGCGCAAGAAGAAGCCGUCGGAGAGGAGCGCGGGCAGGAGRGCGGCGGCCGGAGGGGGCGGGGCCACUGCCGCCUGCGCCCUGGACGGACCCUUCGACGAGCCCAAGAAGAGCAAGCCAGCCGGGGGGAAACCAGCCCACAGGGCGUCCAGUCAGGAGCUGCCUCGCAGACAAUCAGUGGACCGACAGAACUCUACGGAGAGAGGAGCGGCUGGAGGAGGCCCCUCCCCCUUCGGACCUCCUCACAAGUCUCCGUGCGUCUCCCCAGGACAAUCUCCUCCCACCGGUUUCUCCUUCUCCCCCAUCCCCGCCCCGGGACUGGCAGGUUUUCGUGGUUCCCGUCAGCUGGGCGAGUUCUUCAAAGCCACCGCCCACCCGGACUCGCAGAGGAAACACCUGCUGGCGGGGGGRGGAGCUCCGGGUCGGGGAGGCGGCUGCCCCCUGGCGGGCGGUGCGGGCAGCCCCCACCUGGACCCCGGCUCUGUUCUCCCCCUGCAGCUCUCUUUGGCCCUCCACCACCGCAUGGCCCCCGGCGGKGGGGCGGACCCUCACCCGGUGCAGUUCCUGAGGAGGCUGGACCUGACGGAGCUCCUCGCCCACAUCCCCCGCCAUAAACUCAACACGUACCACGUCCGCAUGGAGGACGACGCCCAGGUGGGCCAGGGGGAGGAGCUACGCAGGUUCAUCCUGUCGGCUCUUAGUGCCAGCCAGAGGAACGUGGUGAACUGCGCGCUGUGCCACCGCUCGCUGCCCAURUUCGAACAGUUCCCCCUGGUGGACGGGACCCUCUUCCUGAGCCCCUCGCGCCACGACGAGAUCGAGUACGACGUGCCCUGCCACCUGCAAGGUCGGCUCAUGCACCUGUACGCCAUCUGUGUGGACUGCCUGGAGGGCGUCCACAAGAUCGUCUGCAUCAAGUGCAAGUCUCGCUGGGACGGGAGCUGGCACCAGCUGGGCACCAUGUACACCUACGAUAUACUGGCCGCUUCGCCGUGCUGCCAGGCCCGUCUCAACUGUAAGCACUGCGGGAAGCCGGUGGUGGACGUGCGGGUGGGCAUGCAGUAUUUCUCAGAGUACAGUAACGUCCAGCAGUGCCCUCACUGCGGGAACCUGGACUAUCACUUCGUCAAACCCUUCUCCUCCUUCAAAGUCCUCGAGGCUUAUUGACAAAUGUUUUAAUGCAUGCUAGUUCAGCUGCUUUCUUUAGUUCUCACUCAGUCUAGGAAAGAUUUUAUUUUAGUUUGUUGUUUUUCUGGGGGGGGGGGUAUAAGGUGGUUUUAUGUUUUUAGGUAAAUAAAUAAAUAAAGUCUGGUUACCACAGAAAGGCUGGAGGACAGUAUCUGUUGGAGACGUGUGGAGCUGAUGUUCACAUUUAUCUGUGACGAGUGAAUGUACCUGUACGCCAAAUUUACCGUUAUUUUUUACCAGAAACAAUCCUAAAUAAUAAAAAAUAAUAAUAAAAGAUUCA